Dentiscutata erythropus is the source of this 435-nucleotide messenger RNA. NCBI's taxonomy places the organism in Eukaryota, Fungi, Glomeromycota, Glomeromycetes, Diversisporales, Gigasporaceae. The record is from the annotation of a GenBank genome assembly.
AUGAGCCAACUUAGAAGCAAUAUAUUGUAUAGCUGUAAAGUUAGAGAAGCUUAUAAAUGUAAAAGAGAAGUUCAUCAACUACAUGUUGCUAAACCUAUAAUUCCAAAUGAACAUAUAGAAUUAAAGAACAAGAAUAAUCGUAAUAUAAGUAGUAAUAAGUAUAAAGAAAAUGACGAAAUAACUAAUAAAGAUAUUGAAAUAAUUUAUCAAGACAAUGAAGCUGAAACAGAAAAAAAUCAUGAAAACCAAUUUGAAAAUGAAGAAGAUUAUAUUUUUUCUUCUUCAGAAUGGAAUAAUGAUUUUAGUUUUGCAGGAUGUACUAUACAUCCUGCUGAUAAUAAAAAUGCAAAAUGGCCUUUAGAUUCUUUGUAUAUUCUUGAAUUAGAACCAUCUUUAUUUUUAGAUAAUAAUCAAAUUUUUACAAAUACAAAAUGA